Colletotrichum godetiae is the source of this 944-nucleotide messenger RNA. RefSeq lists its product as uncharacterized. The transcript is spliced from 2 exons. The coding region runs from base 206 to 865 and encodes 219 amino acids. Lineage: Eukaryota; Fungi; Ascomycota; Sordariomycetes; Glomerellales; Glomerellaceae. The record is from RefSeq and is a predicted model, not a curated record.
AGUACAUCUUGCUUAUCUCGACGUUACUCAGGCUCUGUUACUUUCGAGUUGACAUCACCGUGAGCCAAUCGAGUCCGAGCUUUUCAAGAAGUUUAGUAGUGCGGUGGUGACGGCCCUGGGAACCCAAAAACCGCAACCAGAUUGCCGGGAAACGCGCAGGACAAGGGGGGUUGUACGUUUUCUCCCCGAACGGCGAAACAUUCGCAUGUGCACCCCUUUGUCCACCUGUCUCACCAGUUUUUCUUCUUCGGCGAUUGACACCCGAAAACUGCAACAUCCGACUACGGGCUCAAGGGCUUUCUCACUCUCCCUUGUCACCGCCCUGCCCUUGAUCUUGAUCAUCAUCAAACAAACCCAACUGGGGCUGACGGGAUCUGACAGGGGGAAGAGAGAACCUCAGAAACAUGCACCACGGUACCUUUUGCGAGGCUUUCAAGGAGUGGUCCGUGGCAUUCCGUACCCCCAACAUCGCCACGUAUUCUUGCAUUUCAGCAUCAACUUUCCCAUCCCGCGCGACGGUCGACGUCCGGAUGGCACCUUGCUGAAGAAGGGUGGGAUCGAGAAUAAGAAGGAACAAAAUCGACCGCAGGGCGAGAACAGAUUGUCAGGGGAAAUUACCAGAGACAGCGGGCCAGCCCGAGUUUACCGUCCGCGCCCAUUGCUUCUUUCACAGAAGACGCCUUCGACGAACCGUGGUAGAGCGAGAGCAAGAUCAGCAGUGACCCCCAAUAAGACAAUCACAACGAGGCGAACAGCGGUAUUUGCACCAGCAACCAGUCAAUACCGAGAGGCAGUGCGUGGCAUGUUGGAAAGAAUAGCCCGAAAACGACCCCUGUACUCCGUGCAACAUGGACUUGCCCAAUAACCACACCGGUGACCGCGGUGCCGCGGCAGCUCUAAGGCCCCCUUGUCGCCGCCCGUCCCUUUUGUCCCCAGGCCGGUCC